AUGUAUUUCUCUAGUUUAUUUUUUCUGCUAUUACUACAUUUAUCUAUACAAAAUGUUUUAUCCAAAGGUAAGAAAAUUAAUUUUCGAAAAAUAAAUUCCAUUGUGUUUUUUUUCAGUGGAUAUUCGGCAAACAACAACAAAUAAAGCAUUUAUGGAAACAAUGAAAGCUGAUCAAUAUGAAGUUGUUCAUCCAUUUCAAAUUCGAGACAAAAAUGAGCGAAUCGGAAUUGAUACACGCAAUUAUUUUCUGAAAGCUCAAGAACACUAUGAACAUGUUACAAUUGUGAUAAGAAGUAAUUUGAUGGGACGAAUGAAAUUGGUGCUCGAACGCAACAAUUUUAUAUUUGUUAAUCAGACGGCUUUUCAUAAACUUGAUUCGGAUGGCGAAAGAAUAAUUGGACAACGAAUUGAAAAUUGCUAUUAUCAGGGAAUUGUUGGGGGAGAAGAAGAAUCUUUUGUCGCUGUUUCAUCGUGUAAUGGAUUGAAGUGAGUUGGAAAUUUCAUUUUCUAGUUUGGGAUUAAAUUCAGUUUUUUUGUGGUUGAAAUUUUUGAUAAACUAAACUUUUUUGUCUCCGGAAAAAACAGUUCUGAUUCAGAUGAAUUUUCUAAAAUUAAACAAUAAUUAUUUUCAAUUUCAAUCUGAUAUUAUUUUUCAUCGUUUUUCGAAAUCCCUGCUUUGAAACACAGAAAUACUAAUUUUUCUAGAAAUGAGUUUUCAAUUAGGAAAUUUCUUUUUUUGCACGUGAAAAAAUUCCUUAAAAAAUGGUUCAUUUCUCUCAUUUCUAAAGGUAGGAAAAGUUAAUGUCCUGUACACUUUCCAUUUCAGAAUCUCUAUUAUUUUCUCAACUUUUUUAUGAAUCACCCAAUAGUAAAUAUUUGAUUCAACCCUUGUACCAAUAAAGCUUUUUUCAGAGGCGUGAUUUCAUUUUCAAAUGGUACAACUUACGGAAUUUGGCCAUUAGAUGGAGGAGAUCGAAAUAGUCGUCGACAUCCACAUAUUCUUUAUAAAACAAAAUGGCAAAAUGAUGCGAAAUGUGGAACAAAUGCAUCUCCCUCUUCUAAUCAAAGAUUGAAAAGAGAAAUUGAAAAUUUCUUACAACAUAAACAUCGACAUCAUCAUUCAAAUUCACAUUCCAAAUCUCACAAGCAAUCGAGAAGAGAUGUGUCGAAACGAACAAAAUAUAUUGAAAUGGCAAUGAUUGCUGAUUAUGAAUUUAUGAAAUCGCGGGGAAAUAUUGAUUUAGAAGCUAUCAGUUAUAUGCUUGAAACAUUGAAUAUCGCAGAUUCGAUGUUAUCGCGAGAUUUGAAUAUUCGAUUAUCUGCGGUUUAUAUCGAACUUUGGUCGGAUGUUCAGAGAAUUGAUCUGCAUGAAGAUAUUGAAAGAACUUUGAGUGGAGUUGUUGAUUAUACAACUGGACAUAUUUAUCAUAUUCGUAAGUUUUUAGUGAUGAUGAAAAAACGAGUCAAUUUAAAACACCUGACAAGACGUGUCCAAAAAGGACACUGUACAACAAUUUUCAAAAGCCACACUGCACAUGUUUUUAUCAUUUUUAUCCAAAAAAUCGAAAAUUCGUAGUGACUCCAAAAUCACGAUUCGUCAUUUUUAGGCGUAAAUUUUUAUUAGCUUCCCGCCCAAAUCGAAAUUUUGAUUUGGGCGGGAAGCUAAUUUCACGGUGCACAAUUUUUUUUGCAAAAAUUUCCACGCUGCAAAAAAAUUUUUGCCAGGGUGUCAAUUUUAAAUUUUUCAGAAAAAGAUGCGACAGUUUUGUUCACAUCUGGAAGUUUUGCAAACUCGGAAGUUGCAAAUUCAGCAGUUCGAAGUAUUUGCACAGCUCGAUCUGCAAUUAUAACCAAAUCAAUUGAUCAAUUUGCAACUCAUUGGAAUGGCGAAUUAUUAGCGCAAAGUAUUGGACAUCUUUUGGGUUUAGAACAUGACACAGCGGCGUGUUCUUGUGAGCCAGCUCCCGAAUGUAUUAUGAGACAAAAUCCUGGAAAAUUUGGGUCGCCUUUUGCGUGGCAAUUUUCGAAGUGCUCAAUUGCUCGAAUGCAUGGAAUUUGGCAGGAUGGAAAUAUUCAAUGUCUUCUCAAUAAACCAUUCCAAGUUUCGGAAUUACGAGAAUGUGGAAAUGGAAUUGUUGACGCGUCGGAAGAAUGUGAUUGUGGAAGUCGAGAAAAUUGCGCAGAUCCAUGUUGUGAUCCAUUAACUUGCACACUUCGACCACAUGCACAAUGUGCAGCACAUCAAAAAUGUUGUCAUCGAUGCGAACUUCGAAGAGCUGGAGAUGUUUGUCGAGCUUCUGAAUCACCGUGUGAUGUUGCUGAACAAUGUGAUGGAAAAUCGGGAGAUUGUCCACCAGAUGGACAUUUAAUUGAUGGAACUGUUUGUGGAAAUGAUGGACAAUGUUGGAGAGGAAAUUGUAGCGAUGCACAUAGUCAAUGUAAAAAUGUUUGGGGUAAAGAUGCGAGAAUUGCAGAAGAUGUUUGCUUUGAACAAAAUGUGAAAGGCGUCGAAUAUGCGAAUUGUGGACAUCAAUCUGAUGGAUCUUAUCAUAAAUGUCAAAUGGAAGAUGUUCGAUGUGGAACUCUUCAUUGUCAAAGCGGACAAAUUGCUCCAAUUGACUCAACUCUUAAAGCAUUCACAUUCCAAUUUUCCGAUAAUUCCCAACAAAUUCAAUGCAAAAGUAUUGCAUCGAGUAAAAUUGGAUUAAUUGGAGAUGGCGCAUCUUGCGCAAGUGGAAGAGUUUGUGUUGCUGGAAGUUGUGUUGAAAUGUCAUCUGUUAGUGCAUCAGUUGCUUGUCCAACUAAUAAUUUGGCACUUCUUUGCAGUGGACAUGGACAUUGUACCACAACAUCGGUUUGUUAUCUAUUUUUUGUGAUAUUCAAUUAAACAACAAAAAACUUUUUUCCAGAAAUGUGUGUGCUUCAAUGGUUGGUCUGGAAAUGCUUGUGAUAUUCGAAGUAACACAUCAACAUAUUCUUCACAAAUGGGAUUCGAUAAAACCGCCCAUCAUUUUUCUGAUAAUCCAAAAUCUACAAUCAUAAUUCCUCAUUUAAAUAUUGGAACAACCCUUGAAACAGCCACACUUUUUGCAAUUCUCCUUGGUGUUGGAAUGUGCCUUUUGAUGUGUUUAGUAUGUCUCAUGUUAUGUUAUCGAAGAAAAAGUGUUGUUGAGAUUCCGAAACCGAGUGAUGAAAAAAUCGAUGAAUCGCCUGAUAGACAAAUCAAAUUUGGAAAUAUGCCAAGUUAUCGGUAUGGGGAUUUUUUUUAAUUUUCGAGAACCAAUUUUUUCAACUAUUUUUUAGGGAGGAGAAAAGAAAAAGAAAAUCGACGAAAAGAAUUUAUGGAGCAUUGAAUCGAAUCACAGAAGCUGAUGAAAGAGAUUCGACAAGUCUUCGGUCAAGAGAUAGUGCUGGAAGUCAAAGUCUUCUGAACAAUGGUGCACCGGGAGUACGGUAAGAUUUGAAAAUAUUUUUUUCAAAAAUCCCAAUUUCACCUUCAUAUUUUCAGUGAUCCAUAUAGUUCUGAUCAUCUUCAUCAUCAUUCUCAACAACAUAUUUAUGCGGAAUCUGUAAUUUCGAAUGGAAGUAGACACAAUCCACAAAGAGAAUUCCAUGGGAUGAAUCUCGAUGGAUCUUAUCCACUUCGAUCUUUUGGCUCUUGGCGUGGAUCUUCUGGUCCAAUUAGUCCAGCUUCGUCGAGUGGAAGAUUGACUGAUAUGUCUUCAGCAACAACACCGCUUAGAUUGAAUAAAAUUGGAAAAUUGCUCAAAACUAUGCAACAAUCAGAUGAUGAAGCAACAACACCGUUUAUUGAAAGACAAUUAGUUGGAAUGGCGCCAAUGAAUAUUGUUAAUGGGGUAGAAUAUGCGCAAGAUGAAGAAUUGUCUGCUGUAGAAGCUGAUCAUGAAUUGGGUUCAAAUACCGAAUCAGCACGUGGUGGAUUUUGUGGAAUUGAUGAUUUUGGUGGAACUGACACAAGUCAAUGGGAACCACCUGUUAUAAUUGCUAAUAAUGCAUCUGCUAGUCCGACAAAUACUACAACAACAAAUAGUUCAGCACAAUCUCACAAUCAAUUUAAUUUCCGCCAAUCACCAUCGUUAUUUAGUGAUCCAUUUAAACUUGAAAUGACUAAUAGUAUGCAUAACUGA
Caenorhabditis angaria is the source of this 4148-nucleotide messenger RNA. Lineage: Eukaryota; Metazoa; Nematoda; Chromadorea; Rhabditida; Rhabditidae. The record is from the annotation of a GenBank genome assembly.